CUUUGUGCUCCUACUCGAUAUCAAUUGACGAAGCGGCAUCUGCCCAAAAAAUAUUGUGCGAUGGUUCGACAGGUUUUUGUUGGUCCAUUGAUUCAUACAGAUGAUAACGAGACAUUGAUUAUUAUUCAGCAUGGUGCUAUAUUAGUCGAGGAUGGCAAGAUUAUCAAUGUUUUGACAGACGUUAAUAUGUCAACAGCAAAGAACUAUAACAUCCCUGACGAAGUUUUUAUAUUAGAUGAUGGACAAUUUCUAAUACCUGGAUUCAUCGACGGUCACACUCAUGCAGUUCAGUUUCCAAAUCUUGGGAUAGGCUACGACAAAGAUCUCUUGGGCUGGCUGGAGACCUACACUUUCCCAUUGGAAAAGAAAUAUAGUGAUGUGAAUUUUGCGGCACAAGCUUUUGAAGCAGCUGUAAAACAAACUAUCAGAGCGGGCACAACGACAGCAUGUUACUUUGCAUCUCUAUACGCUGAGGCGUCUACGAUUCUUGCGCAAAAAGUCAUGCAGUUUGGUCAACGAGCUUUCAUCGGAAAAGUGAAUAUGAAUGUUUCUCGCGAUGAUGGAUAUUAUGAAACUACUGAAGCGUCGAUUAAAAACACUGAACGUUUCGUGAGAGAAAUUGAGCAAUUAGGGAGUCCACUUGUAAAACCGAUUAUCACACCGAGAUUCGCAUUGAGCUGUGAUAUGGAAUUGAUGCAAACAUUAGCAAGAAUGGCUCUAGAAAAGAAUCUGCAUAUACAGACUCACGUUUCCGAAAAUAAAGCGGAAAUACAAGCGGUACGGAAAACUUUUCCGCAACAAUCUUCAUACUCCGCUGUUUAUGAUGCCGCUGGUCUUCUUACAUCUAAGACGGUAUUGGCACAUGGAAUUUACCUCACGGACACUGAGCUCACUAUGAUUAAAACGCGUGAAACUGCUAUAAUCCAUUGUCCAUCUUCUAAUACAUGUUUGAAAAGCGGUCUCUGCGAUGUGCAAAGAUUAAGAACUGAAAAAAUUAAAGUCGGCCUCGGAACAGAUGUUUCAGGUGGAUUCAGUUUUAGUAUGUUGGAUGCAAUGAGGUCAGCUUUGCAAGUGUCAAAUCAGUUAUUUAUAUUGAAAAAUAAUUAUAUACCACUUAAUUAUAAGGAUGUCUUCUAUAUGGCGACUUUAGGAAGUGCUAAUGCACUCUCAAUCGGUGACAAAGUUGGUAAUUUUCUACCAGGCAAGGAAUUUGAUGCUCUUAUAAUAGAUUUGAAUUCAGAUGGCAGCGUAUUAAAUGACUUAAAUGAAAUUGAAUAUACACUUGAAGAAAAACUCCAAAGAUUUAUACAUUCUGGUGAUGAUCGUAAUAUAGUAGCAGUAUAUAUAAAUGGUAGAAAGGUUAAAUGA
Messenger RNA from Harpegnathos saltator (Jerdon's jumping ant), 1368 nucleotides. It is a transcript of the gene DhpD, whose product is annotated as guanine deaminase. Gene Ontology annotation, cellular component: cytosol. The coding region runs from base 61 to 1368 and encodes 435 amino acids. The record is from RefSeq and is a predicted model, not a curated record. Gene Ontology annotation, biological process: guanine catabolic process. Gene Ontology annotation, molecular function: zinc ion binding; guanine deaminase activity. The transcript is spliced from 9 exons. NCBI's taxonomy places the organism in Eukaryota, Metazoa, Arthropoda, Insecta, Hymenoptera, Formicidae.